AUGGAUCGGGGUUCGUUUUCAAACAGUCGACGAGCCCGACAUUUUGGAAGAACUUACCAGAGCGUCCAAUCGUCGCCAUCUUCAGCCGAUUUCUAUGGGUCACCUGGAUUUUACGGCGGAAGCCCGAUCCCAUUCAUGAGGAGUCCGUUGCCGCGUAUGACUCGUGAAACGUCGAUUUCUCCUGCUUUUUUUGACGAUGUCAAGUCGUCGUGCUUGCCGCUUCCAUUAGCCGGACUGAACCUCGACGAGAACAACAAUCACGUUAAACGACGAACAACACCGUCUUGUGAUGAUCGAAGCGAUUCGAUUUCGAAGUACAUGCAAGCCACACGACUCCUGAGUCUCCCAGCAUGGGCGUUGGACGAAAAUCACGAGAUUCGCAAUGAUUUGACGCUGAAAAGAGUAGUCCAUGAGGAUCUGAUUCUAUCGUUUUGCAUGGACAAAGCUGGUUGUCAUUUUCUUCAAAGCAACUACUUUGGCGGAAACACAAUGGACGCAGGGAUCCGGCGUCGGAUCAACCGCGAAGUUCUUGGAAGCAAGGACAUCUUCUUGACUAUUUGCAAAAGUGGCUUCGGGAACUUCUUCAUGCAAUGUGUCAUUGAGCACUCUAACCACACGGAACAAGAGAUCAUCAAGAAGUAUAUCAUCAGCGAUAUAAAAGCUUUAUGUCUCGACAAAAGCGCGUGCCGCGUUGUGCAGACUGCGCUUGAGAAACUUCAUUGCGGAGACGCUAUCGUCGCUGCCAUCGCAUCCAAAAACUGGCUCAUGGCCAUCUGCACGGACCGCAACGCCAAUCACAUCAUGCAGAAGAUCAUCAAGAAGUUCUCGCCGUCGCGGUGGGAAUUUCUAGUUUCAUUCUUUAUAAAAAACGACCAGGAGAACAUUUUGUACAUCUGUCGAGACAAGUACGGAUGUCGAGUGGUGCAGACAAUUGUGGAGGUUCUCUCGAUUGAGACAGAUAAUCAAAUAGAAGCAAACGAGAAAGCUCGCGUUCUUCGACGCCUGAUGAGCAAAAUCCUGACCAAAUGUCCCACUUUGGCUCACAACGAAUUCGCCAACUACAUCAUCCAGCAUAUCAUCGAAACACCAGGCAUUCUGAGCAAGUAUCGAGACACAAUUAUCGAGACUUGUCUUCUUCGUAACCUUCUCUCGAUGUCACAGGAAAAAUAUGCCUCUCAUGUGAUCGAGAGAGCUUUUGUCUAUGCUCCGCUUUCUCUUAUAGCCGAGAUGAUGGAUGAAAUUUUCGAUGGAUACAUCCCUCAUCCAGAGACUGGAAAGGAUGCUCUGGACAUUUUGUUGUUCCAUCAGUUCGGCAAUUAUGUCGUUCAACGUAUGCUCAAAACCUGCAUCGACGCUGUCACCGGUCAACGUGAUACAUUGGACGAAGUAAAUUAUUCAAAAAGGUUUGAGAAUUGGUUCAACAAGCUCUACGUGAGAGUCAGAAGAGAGAAAGCGCGAUUGAUGAGAUUCUCUUCUGGGAAGAAAAUGUUGGAAAUUCUCCAAGGGAUGGAAAACUCCUACCACUUUCCAUACGGAGACUCUCCGUCAGCAUCCACCAAUGGAGAUCGAUUGUCCUUUGGAUCAUAUUACGAGUUUGACUUCAAAGAUAGCAACUUUCCGAUGAGCCACGAAGAGUUGACGUACACAACUCUAGAAAAGUCUCCGUUAUGCACCACAAAUCAAUACAAUCUGAACCCGGAUACUCCGUCAAUGGAUGAACCGACACCGGCUGCUCAGGACAAUACCGUCUACGGGGAUCCCCAUCAGAGCUACUCAAACAUUGCCUACAACCAACAGUUCAUCAACUCCAAAGAAAACACAGUGUCCCCAGCGGUGCCUCAUGCGGACCAUAUCCAUAUGUCGGCUUGGUUAACAAAGUUCAACAAAAAAAUGAGGUCUGUAUGUGGAGACAAAGCCAGUGGGAUUCAUUAUGGAGUGAUGUUGUGUGAAGGUUGUAAGGCAUUUCGAAUAAAAAGCUGUCAAACUGAUUACGCAUGUAGAAGAGUGAAAUCUUGUGAAAUAAGUCGUGAGAACUGUAUAUGCAAGUAUUGUCGAUACCAAAAAUGUCUCCAGGUUGGAAUGACAAAAGUUACUGUUCAUGUGUCACGAAGACAAAAACAUGUUGCAUCAAAAAAACUACUGCCCGCGGCGGAUCUCGAAUUUCUUGAAAAAGCCAAUGAAAUCGUUGUUCUCCACAUGGAAACUUGCAACUAUACGACUAAAAAAGUGAAGAAACUGGUUAAAAAGCAACUCGGAUUGGCAUUCGGUACAGACGACAGGUUGAAUCGACUCAGCGCUUGA
Messenger RNA from Caenorhabditis briggsae, 2301 nucleotides. The coding region runs from base 1 to 2301 and encodes 766 amino acids. Gene Ontology annotation, molecular function: sequence-specific DNA binding; DNA-binding transcription factor activity; mRNA 3'-UTR binding. The transcript has 13 exons. The record is from RefSeq and is a predicted model, not a curated record. NCBI's taxonomy places the organism in Eukaryota, Metazoa, Nematoda, Chromadorea, Rhabditida, Rhabditidae. Gene Ontology annotation, biological process: post-transcriptional regulation of gene expression; regulation of DNA-templated transcription. Gene Ontology annotation, cellular component: nucleus; cytoplasm.